Messenger RNA from Malaclemys terrapin pileata, 6912 nucleotides. RefSeq names its product signal peptide peptidase like 2B (gene SPPL2B). The transcript has 15 exons. Gene Ontology annotation, cellular component: lysosomal membrane; cytoplasmic side of endoplasmic reticulum membrane; Golgi-associated vesicle membrane. The record is from RefSeq and is a predicted model, not a curated record. The coding region runs from base 100 to 1938 and encodes 612 amino acids. Lineage: Eukaryota; Metazoa; Chordata; Testudines; Emydidae. Gene Ontology annotation, biological process: membrane protein proteolysis. Gene Ontology annotation, molecular function: aspartic endopeptidase activity, intramembrane cleaving.
CCCUCCCAGAGGCGGGACUUCCGGGCUGAGAGGCCGGGUUGCUGGGUAACGCGGCCGGAGCGGUGCCAGUCCCGGCUCUGCUCGCGAACAACCGGGGCUAUGGCGGCUCUCGGGAUGGUGGCGGCGCCGACAAGCCGGGUCCAGCCUGGGCUGCUCCUGCUCCUGGUCGCCCAGGUGUGUUGCGAGUAUGGCAUGGUACAUGUUCUUUCGGAGAAGGGGAGCAGUAAAGGAAAGGACUACUGUAUCCUCUUCAAUUCUCAGUGGGCCCACUUGCCGCAUGACCUGGGAAAAGCUUCCCUCUUGCCGCUUCAGGAUCAAACAGCGUCUGUCUUGUGUUCUUCUUCUGAUGUACCAGAUGGGGGAUUUCAUAACAGAAUCCCUAUGGUGAUGCGGGGGAACUGCACCUUCUAUGAGAAAGUCAGGCUUGCUCAGAUCAAUGGAGCCCGGGGGUUACUGAUUGUCAGUAGAGAGAAACUGGCUCCCCCAAAAGGUAACUGGAGUCAGUAUGAAGAGAUUGAUAUUCCUGUGGCUUUGCUCAGCUACACUGACAUGUUAGCUAUUGGAAAGAGUUUUGGCAGAUCAGUGAAGGUGGCAAUGUAUGCGCCAAAUGAGCCUGUUCUUGACUAUAACAUGGUGAUUAUCUUUGUAAUGGCUGUGGGCACUGUUGCAAUUGGAGGCUAUUGGGCAGGAAGCAGGGAUGUGAAAAAACGAUACAUGAAGCACAAACGAGAUGACGGGGCAGAAAAACAUGAUGAUGAAACAGUUGAUGUCACUCCCAUCAUGAUCUGUGUAUUUGUGGUGAUGUGCUGCUCUAUGCUGGUCCUCCUUUAUUUCUUCUAUGACCACUUAGUCUAUGUUAUUAUAGGGAUUUUCUGCCUGGCUGCCUCCAUUGGUCUCUACAGUUGUCUGUCUCCCUUUGUAAGAAGAUUCCCAUUGGGGAAGUGCAGAAUCCCUGACAACAACUUGCCUUAUUUUCACAAGCGUCCGCAGGUCCGGAUGUUGCUUCUGGCUGUGUUUUGUAUCUCUAUUAGUGUGGUUUGGGGAGUCUUCAGAAAUGAAGAUCAGUGGGCAUGGGUUCUGCAAGAUGCUCUGGGAAUCGCCUUCUGCCUUUACAUGUUGAAAACAAUCCGCCUACCUACAUUCAAGGGUUGCACCUUGCUCCUGAUGGUUCUUUUUGUGUAUGAUGUGUUCUUCGUAUUCAUCACACCUUUUCUAACAAAGACAGGGCAGAGUAUAAUGGUGGAGGUGGCCACAGGCCCGACUGACUCUGCCACUCAUGAAAAGCUCCCCAUGGUCCUGAAGGUUCCAAGACUGAACUUUUCACCAUUGGCUCUUUGUGAUAGGCCUUUUUCCCUCCUAGGAUUUGGAGACAUCUUAGUUCCAGGCUUACUGGUAGCCUACUGCCAUAGAUUUGAUAUUCAGGUGCAAUCCUCCAGAGUCUAUUUUGUAGCCUGCACUAUAGCAUAUGGCAUUGGCCUUCUGGUGACUUUUGUAGCCUUGGCAUUGAUGCAGAUGGGUCAGCCUGCUCUGCUCUACUUGGUGCCCUGUACUCUUAUCACUAGCUUUGCUGUGGCUCUUUGGCGUAAGGAGCUUGCAAUGUUCUGGACGGGCAGCGGCUUUGCGAAAGACCUACCUCAUCCUCCCUUGGUGCUGGCUCCUGUCAGCUGCCCCAACCCCCCCAAAGAUACGAAUGCACCAGCAUCUCAACAAGAAGCAGAACAACAAAUGACCAACCCCACGCUCCAUGCAGAUGAUCGAAAUAACCCUUCCCUGUGUGCAGAGGAGCUGCCUAACUUGAAUACCAAGGAGCUGACCAAUCCCAGCAUGCGAGCAGAACAGCCACAAAUUUCCAUCCCACAAAUAGAACAACAAACCAGUCAGAACAAGGAUGACCCUGAAAGCAAGAGCCUAACAGUAGAAAAGAACCAGCUGGAUUAGAUGAUGAAAUAGGAAAUCCUUUUCCCCCUUGCCCGUCCCCGUCCCCAUCUCCAAACCUCCCCACAUAAAAUCAGAAAACAAGUAUGUAGACUGGUUCAGUAGUGUUCACAUUCAUUGAGGAACCUCACUGGGAAUCUGAUUAUCAAAUGCAAGGAUAUUCUGCCUUUGACUUCAGAUACAGCUAUACAUUUCAAACAGCUUUCUGAAAUAUGGUGCUUUACAAAAAUUCUGAUGUAUGAAUUUCAGUGAUCAUUUUAUUAGUUGGAUGCCUUUUCUCUUUCCUAUUUCAUUAUACUAGGGUAAUAGUAAGAAUUUUUAUUUAUACAGUACUCUGGGCUUGUGUGGCUGUUGUACUGCUUUAGUAUGGUGUAGAUUAAUGUGGAGGAAAAGCAUCGGACAAGUCUGCUACAAUGCUAAGCGGGGAGAAAUACUGUCGUUUUAUAGAUUUUUCCCUCCUUGAUACUUUUCAAUUUCUGCUUGUAAAAGGCAUUGAUGCAAGUGAAUGGUUUAGUAUAAAUUGACACUCAAGAAAUGUUGAGAACUGGUUAAAUUACCAGCCUUCUGCAAGGAUUUGUUUUCCAUGGUGCAUUAAAUGCAUCUCUUUCCUCAACAUUUUUUUUCCCCACUUCCAGGUGCCUGGGUUGGAUGAUAUUCUAGAUUAAAAGGCAGAAUGCAUUGAUCUCCAGUAAGCACUGUAAGCACUCCUAUGAAUUCUAGGAUCUGUCUUUGAAAUAAAAUGUUCAGUGAGUGGACCUUGCAGAAUAAUACGCAGUAGACAAGCUUACUCGAAGAUCUUUGAUGUUUUGUUUGGUUUUUAAAAGCACCCCACAUCCUUAUUUACCAGAUAAAUCAGAUCAUAAAUAGUAACAUUCUGCACAACUUAGUGAUCUGGCAGAAUGGUCUGCAGGAGACUUUAAGGACUGACUUUGAUUUAGGAAGUUCAGCAGGUUUCUUUGAAUCUCUACUUACUAUUAUUUUUAUGAAUAUAGCUUUGAUUUCUAUGGGUUUGUCUACAUUACAAAUAUUUUGCUGGUAUUGCUAUACCAGUAUAGCUAUGUUGACAAAAACCUCUAGUGUAAAUGCAGGAUAUGCACACGGAAGGGUUUUUUCAGUUGGCAUAGUAACACCACCUCCCCAAAUUAUGUUAGCUAUGCUGACUGCAGCACUCGUCUGUUGUCAUAGUUGCAUGUACACUUGGGGUUUAUAGCAGCGUCGACUGCAGGGAGGGGGUUCUUACCCUUGGUCAACAUAGCUGUGCUGAGAAAACUUUAUAGUGCAGACUUGGCCUAUUGCUGAAGAAAAGUCUGAAGUUCUCUUCAAAGGAGAGCAUGUGGUGCAGCUGUUCAUGGUUUGCAACCUCUUUAUAACUGGUCAGCUGCCACAAGUCAGGUUUUGUUUUUGUCCUGUGAGUGUUCAAAGUGUGACCUGCCAGGUUUUAGAGUGAGGCCAUAGCCACCUUCACUCGUGCUAGAACUGCGGAAUAGAUGCCCUUCCAUGCAAUGGGAGAGCUGCAUCUCCACAACGAAGUUUAGGGAGACUACAGUCUAUUCAGCUUUAACAAUAUUAGGGGCAAUUGCACUUCAUAAAUUGCCAGUGCAGCUUUUCAGUAUCCAAAACGUGGGCAUCUCUUGUGCAACCUGACUCGUUUCUUUGCACACCUGUUGCACAUGCAGAGGGGCAAAGUAGUCAGAUUAACUUUUGUUAAUUAUAAAUAUUAUGUAGAAUCUAUUCUGUUUAAGAAUUUACUGAUCAAAGCCAUUUGAUUUAUUUCUAAGACAUGCACAUUCUUUAUUUUAAUUAUAAACAUUCCAAUCCAUUCAAAAAACCCUUGCAUUUUAAAUGCAAUUAACAAGGUUUUCAGGAACCUGUUAAUAUCCUGGAAAUAGAAUAUAAUCUCCAACUCAAUGAGGAGGGCCAUCCCUCUGCCACUCAAUAAAUACAGUUCUUCUGAGAGAAGAAUUAUUGCAAGACAUAUAGUGUGACACUUUCAAGAGUAUAGUCUCAAUGGACCCAAAAAAUGUAUUAAUAUUAAGCUCCAGUUGGCCUUUUGGAUCAAGUUUUGAAAGGCUUUCAGUUGGCAGCUGUAGGUGAUGAUUCUGUUUCUGUUUUCCUUCCUUUAAGUAGGCCUUCUGAAAGUUUAUGCUGUGUCUUUUAGACUGUAACUGCUUUCCCUCUACUGUUUCAUGUUAAGUGGACAAUAUUCGUUUUCCAGAAUAUUAGAGGCUUUCUGUAAAACUACACUAUGGGUUCAGAAGUUUACCAUCUUCUGCCUAAGCCUUGAUGACCUUAACUGGGCUCUGUCUGCCAAGUUGACUCAUUUCUGGCUGAAAUGAUGGUGAGUUUCUUGAAAGGUUUGAGUCCUAAAGUCUGUAGUGUGUUCAGAUUUGUUUUUCAAAUUAACUGAAUGCAACAUGUUUUGAACAGUACUAAAGAGAUUUUACCUAUUUUAUUUCCUCUUCUCCUUUCUGAGCAGUGUUGCUUUUGCUGAGGGUAAGCUGAACCAGCUUUUAGUCAUGCAGAGUGACAGAGAUGCUUGUGUUGGACACUUCAGCCAGCUGGAUGAUGCCUUAAUUUAAGCCAUUUUAUAAAUAUGUAUAUUAAACAUUUAUUAAAAAAAACUGUUUAAAUAAUAAACUUGACAGACAAAUGCCAGGAAAUUCAAAGUUGAGGCUGAUGUGUCAUGACAUUUGAAUUUCCUUUUGCCUUGAUUCUCUUUCAACCAUAACAUUAAACAUAAUUUUUAUAUAUCUAAUAUUCAACCUGUUUUAUUUGGUGAUAAAGUAUUAAGUUUUAUCAAACUUCCUGAAACAUACAUUUCUUUUCAUUUGCUGUGGUGUUGCUUCCAGAGGUGAAACAGAGGUCUGAUGGGAGAACGUAGACCAUCAUGUUGCCUGUAAUUAAAUUGAAAAGAAAGAAUUCAGAGCAUUAUAACUAACUUCUAGUAAGCAUUUUAAAGUCACUUUUAUUGUGUAGUCUUCUUGGCUAAUCUGUUUAGGAGAGAUAAGUUGCCUUUGCUUUUGUGAAUUAUCCCAACAAAUAUGUGCACGUUUCACCUCCUGUAAAGACAUGUAAGGAAAUGGAUCUGUUUAGCACACUAAUGCAAGACCUCUGGUUAAAAUAGGUGAUUUGGAGAUGCUUUGACCAUUACAAUACUGUUUAAAUCAGGUGACCCUGAUUGUUCUCUGUGGCUGAGACUAUCUGGGCUCUGUCUCUGUGCAGAGCAGUAACACUCUCCAUCAUGAUGAACCAGUUUGUUUUAAAUGUUUCAUUAUAAGGUUACAUUUUUCUAUUUUUUUUUUUUAAAGCUUCCUUGAUUGGUUUUAAUAUUGUAAAACUCAAUAUUGCAUUGAAAAGAGCUAACAAUAUUUUCAUAAGUUUCAUUUAUAAUUUGAUAGCAAACUUGUCAGUCCAAUGCCAAAUUAUUGUUGAAAUGCACAUUUUAAAAGUAAUGCUGAAGCGUUUAAUAUUUACAUCCUUCAGUAUCUGGUUAACUGAAAAUUAAUUUGCUAUAAUAAUCAGAGGAUAAAGAAUUUACUUCCACAAAUUUGUGUGUGUUCAGUCACAAGUACUUGUUUUAGUGACAUACAUUUUUCCUGUUUCAUACUCCUUUAGAAUCUCUACAACAGUGGGAGAGGGGAACUAGGUUUAUUUUGGCUCAGGUAUCAUAAAAUUCUAAUUAGCACACCAAAUCCUGUCUUCAGUUCCACCUGUCUGUCCUGUUGAAGACAGAGGGGUUGCACAGAUGGAACAGAGGACAGAAUCUGGCCUGCAGAAUUUUGAAUAGAGGUGGUACAUGAGUCAGAAACACUCAGAACACUAUUUUAAAUUAUACUUCUCUUUCUUUAGUCAUAUUACACAUGAAGAGUAUUUUUAAGUGCAAUCCAUGAGAAAACUUAUACUGCUUUUUAAGAUAACAGUGAAAGAUAAGACAACUCCGCAAGAUGUAGAAAUUAAACCCCUGAACCACUUAUCAUUGACUGAAGGUGAACUUGUAAUCUAAUCAAUCAAUGAAGUUCCUAGAAAAAAGGAGGGGGGGAAAUCAGCAGCAUGCAUUCAGUUUUUUUUCUGCAUCUUUUCCUGUAGAAGAUUGCCAGUUUACUCCAUUGUUUUUAUCCUUUUUUUGUAUUAACCAUCUCUAAUCUGGUUAUUCUAGUAGCUGAUUUCUUUAUCUCUCAGCUGAACUUUCAAGCCUUUCCUUUAGACUUUGCAUCUGUGUUACGAUUGCCCUCAAACUCUCCCUCACAUUCCUACUGACUUAAAAGUCUUAAAAGCAUUUUUCGCAGCAGUGUGCAGUUUCUUGAGCCAAGUUUGUUUUUGUACCCAUGAUCUGUGUAUCUGAAGGUAUGUCUUCACUACCAGCCGGAUCAGUGAGCAGCGAUCGAUCCAGCGGGGAUCGAUUUAUUGCGUCUAGUCUAGACACGAUAAAUUGACCCCCGAGCACUCUCCCAUCGACUCCUGUACUCAAGCUCUGCGAGAGGUGCAGGAAGAGUCGAUGGGGGAGCGGCAGCAAUCGACUCACCGCGGUGAAGACACCAUGGUAAAUCGAUCUAAGUACGUCGACUUCAGCUACGUUAUCCACGUAGCUGAAGUUGCGUAACUCUAGAUCGAUUCCUCCCCUCCCCCCCCAAGUGUAGACCAGGGCUAAGAUUGAGAGCUCCAUGAGUGUGAUGGCAGAACGUUAGGAAAGACAGCAGUGACCAGUGGUGACAGAGAGGGACCAGGCAGUGUUACUUUGGUUCACCGUACUGCGGCAGGGCUUUGAGGUAGUAGCUGCAUUAUCUGGGCAACUAAUAGAAAGAUGGUGAAUUGCCAUCUGCUUGCAAUUUUGACCUCUGUGUUGUGUACUGUCCUGGAAGCUCUCAUGGUCCUUUAUAAAGACAUGGGAUUUUAAAGGCUGUUUUCUACUAAAACCCUGUUCUUCUGUAACUCAGUCCAUGUUGAAGCAUCUUUCCAAAUAAAAUGAUUGAGCAGACA